Messenger RNA from Macadamia integrifolia, 1454 nucleotides. RefSeq names its product purple acid phosphatase 22-like. NCBI's taxonomy places the organism in Eukaryota, Viridiplantae, Streptophyta, Magnoliopsida, Proteales, Proteaceae. The transcript has 4 exons. Gene Ontology annotation, molecular function: acid phosphatase activity; metal ion binding. The coding region runs from base 72 to 1385 and encodes 437 amino acids. The record is from RefSeq and is a predicted model, not a curated record.
AUGAAGCUCUCAGCGACACCUUCUUUAUAUCCCUUCCCCAUCCCUGGAUCUCUUCCUCGUCCUCCUUAGAAAUGGAGAGUUUUUGGGCAUUUCUCUUCUUCUUCUUCAUCUCCUUCCCUCAACUCUUACAGUUGCAGGCUUCCUCGGAUUACAUUCGACCACCUGCAGGGAACAUUAUAUUCACUUCACACAAAGGGUCAGAAUCUGACCCACAACAGGUUCAUGUAUCACUAGCGGGAAGUGAUCAUGUGAGAGUUUCAUGGAUUACAGAAGAUAAAAAGGUUCCUUCAUUAGUUGAAUAUGGAAAAAAAUCCGGAAAAUACGAGGAGUUGGCAAUCGGAGAACAUGAAGCAUAUGAUUACUUCUUGUACAAGUCCGGCGAGAUCCAUCAUGUGAAGAUCGGACCUUUGGAUCCCAGCACCACCUAUUACUAUCGUUGUGGUGGAAGAGGCCAGGAGUUCAGCUUCAAGACACCCCCACCCACCUUCCCUAUUGAAUUCGCUGUUGCAGGGGACCUAGGACAAACAGAUUGGACGGCAUCAACGCUAGCACACGUGGGCGCAGAAGACUACGACGUAUUCUUACUCCCCGGAGAUCUAUCCUACGCGAAUGGCCAACAACCCCUCUGGGACUCCUUCGGCCGCUUGGUCCAACCAUAUGCGAGCCAACGGCCAUGGAUGGUGACCCAAGGAAACCACGAGGUCGAGAGCAUUCAGAGCUCUGAGAUUGAGAUGGAGCCCUUUAAGUCCUACAAUGCCAGGUGGCGCAUGCCCUUUGUGGAGAGUGGGUCCACCUCUAACCUCUACUAUUCCUUCGAUGUAGCCGGAGUUCACAUCGUCAUGUUGGGUUCUUACGCUGCGUACGCUACUGGAUCGGACCAAUAUAAGUGGCUCCAAGUUGACUUGGCAAAGGUUGACCGGAAGAGAACACCAUGGCUCGUCGUUAUACUUCACGCCCCUUGGUAUAACACUAACACUGCCCAUCAAGGAGAGGGAGAGAGAAUGAGGAAAGCCAUGGAACCCUUACUCUAUAAGGCGCGAGUUGACAUUGUUUUUGUUGGACAUGUUCAUGCCUAUGAAAGAUUUACGAGGGUGUACAACAACACGGCCAACCCAUGCGGUCCUAUGCAUUUGACCAUAGGGGAUGGGGGAAACAAAGAAGGACUUGCUUUAAACUUUAAGGAACCUUGUUCUCCUCUUUCGGUGUUCCGGGAAGCAAGCUUUGGGCAUGGCCGAUUCAAGGUAUUCAACCAAACUCAUGCACAUUGGUCAUGGCACCGUAACAAUGAUUCGGAAUCAACGGUUGUGGAUGGGGUGUGGCUUCAAAGUCUCAGCGUGUCUAGUGUUUGUACCAAAUCUUCUUCUUCUACCAAAGAUGAACUUUAAAGCUAAUGUAAUCAACUUUUGGAUACCAUAGUUAUUUUUUCUCUUCCUAAGAAAUGCAUGUCCUAAAUA